Pygocentrus nattereri (red-bellied piranha) is the source of this 2151-nucleotide messenger RNA. It is a transcript of the gene lgals8a, whose product is annotated as galectin 8a. The coding region runs from base 154 to 1092 and encodes 312 amino acids. Gene Ontology annotation, molecular function: carbohydrate binding. The transcript has 9 exons. The record is from RefSeq and is a predicted model, not a curated record. Lineage: Eukaryota; Metazoa; Chordata; Actinopteri; Characiformes; Serrasalmidae.
AGCUGCGAUCGCCAACAAGGAAGGAGAAAGUGGUGCGGAGGGGGGAUCUAAGUUUUUUUUCUGGAGGGUGAAAUAAUAAAUAAUAGCAUCAAAUAGUAUUUUAUACUGGGGACACAGAUACAGAGCGGAAUCUGUUUGGAAAAUCGCGUCGACAUGUCGGUGAAAAAGCCGAAGCAGACUGUGCUGAACCCGACGAUUCCCCUCGCUGUAACCAUCCUGGGGGGUCUCCAUCCAGGUGAAAUGGUUCUAAUACAGGGUUCCGUUCCCAGUGACUCUGACAGGUUUCAGGUUGACUUUACGUGUGGCAGCAGUACUAAACCCAGAGCGGACGUGGCCUUCCACUUUAACCCUCGCUUUAAGAAGUGCCAGAUCGUCUGCAACACGCUGCAGCAUGAGCGCUGGGGCAAAGAGGAGAUCCACUCUCAGAUGCCUUUUGGGAAAGGAGCGGGUUUUGAGAUCAUUGUGCUGGUAGAAAAGGACGUGUUCAAGGUGGCAGUGAAUGGCACACAUGUGCUGGAGUACAAACACAGAGUAGAUCUGGGCAAAGUGGACACACUGGCAAUAUCAGGGAAGGUUCACAUUCAGGCCAUCGGCUUCAUUCCCAGCACAAGUUCUGAUGUUUCUCCGGUUGCUGUGAAGAGUUCAGGCUCACAUGCCAAUGCCAUGCGGUCAGAGUCUGGAGAUAUGAGUCUUCCUUUUAGGAGAAAGCUCAUGAAGGGCUUGAGUCCAGGACAAACCAUUACAAUCAAAGGUCAAGUCAGUGCCUUUUCACACAGUUUCAGUGUAAACCUGCGUGUUGAGAACUCUGAGGAUCUCGCGCUGCACCUGAACCCUCGGCUCAAAACUGGAAUGUUUGUUCGAAACUCGUACCUAUCGGAGUGCUGGGGUCCAGAGGAACACGACCUGGCCAGUUUCCCCUUCAUAACAGGGGAAUACUUUGAGAUGAUCAUCCUGUGUGAGGCACAGCAGUUUAAGGUGGCAGUGAACGGGGUCCAUCAGUUCGGUUACAAACAUCGUGUGCAGGACCUGAAGCGUGUGAAUGAGCUGGAGAUUCUGGGGGACCUGCAGUUACUGGAUGUCAAAAUGUGGUGACCACACCCAGCCCUGUGCCAUCUUCACUGAAGAACACAUACCACAGCCAGGCUAAAGGUUUUCAGGCUUAGCUCAGCUCAAACCUAGAGAAGCAGGGCGUUUCUGGAAUUGGGGUUGCAAAUUAAUCCAGAAACUUCUGUUGGAUUUCCAAAAGAAAUUAGCUACUUCUGAAUUAUGUUGCUUUAUAUUUCUACCCGUGAUAUUAAUAUGCCAUCUCCCUCUCUCUCUCUCUCUGUAAAAUAAUACUCACAUAUCCAGUCACUGGUCACAUUAUUAGGUACAACUACCUGGUGUCUACACUGAUUGUCCAUUUUAUCAGAUCUUACCAUAUAGGAGCACUUUGUAGUUCUGCAGAUACAGAUUGUAGUCCAUCUGUUUCUCUGUGUGAUUUUGUUGUCUUGUUAAAUAGAUAAUGAGUGUAGACACAUAGAAGGUACCUAAUAAAGUUAUGAGUGAGUGGACAUCACAUGGCUUUGGCACUGAGCUCAGAGAAACUCUUCAGUCUGGCUGUGGAGCUCAGCUUUUCUCCUCACCUGCUCCUAUUACUCUACCCCGUGUGAGAUGUUAAAGCAGCAGCAGGAUAAUAUAAUAGAGCUAAAACCACUGCUGUUUACUUCAUAACCACUUUAGCACCUAUAACUAAGCUUUAACCAGCAGACAACCAAGCCAUUUUUUAUUCUGUUAAUAUGGGUCCUGUUAAUUAAUUGAUGAGGAUGGAUAAUUAUAAGCAAUGUCUUGCUAAUAUUUCUGAAACCUGCUGCCUCUCCUUAUAGUCUUACCCCAUGUAGGACUAACCGAGCAUCAGAUUUCUAAUUUAUUCUGCAAAAAGAGAAAGAUUUUUACAUUACAAGCCCUCUAUACUAAUGCUAUGUGCUCUUGUUAAAUUCAUCUGUUAGAGUGAAGUGAGGUGUCUGCUACUAUUUCUCUAUUUCUGAGUUGUUUGCUGUUUGCCUGGUAUUUUUUUUUCUUUAAUCAUUGAUGGCAAUAUGCCAUUUCCAUUUAGCUGUUUGUUUGUUUGUUUGUUUUUCUUUAAAAAUAUACAAGCUUCCAUACCUUAAA